AUGGAACAAAGAAACAAUGUGACUGAGUUUAUUCUCUUGGGACUUACUCAGAGCCUCCAGGGUCAGAGAGUAUUAUUUGUUGUGUUCUUGCUCAUCUACAUUUUGACAAUGGCAGGCAACCUACUCAUUGUCGUGACUGUGGUGGCCAGCCCAACCCUGGAUGUUCCUAUGUACUUCUUUCUUGGCUACUUAUCCUUUAUGGAUGCUGUGUAUUCCACUACAGUCACCCCAAAUUUGAUCAUAGACUUACUCAUUGAGAAGAAAACCAUUUCCUUCCAAGCAUGCAUGACCCAGCUUUUUAUAGGGCACUUAUUUGGUGGUGCUGAGAUUUUACUGUUGGUGGUCAUGGCCUAUGACCGCUAUGUGGCCAUCUGCAAACCCUUGCAUUACUUGACCAUCAUGAAUAAACGGGUGUGUGUUCUGCUGCUGCUGUUGGCCUGGGUUGGGGGUUUUCUGCAUGCUGUAGUUCAACUUCUCUUUGUUUACAAUCUUCCCUUCUGUGGUCCCAAUGUCAUUGACCACUUCAUCUGUGACAUGUACCCCUUACUAAAACUUGCCUGCAGGGAUACCUAUGUUAUUGGCCUCACUGUUGUUGCCAAUGAUGGGGCAAUUUGUGUGGUCAUCUUUAUGGUCUUACUCAUCUCCUAUGGGAUUAUUCUUCACUCCCUGAAGAAUCUUAGUCAGGAAGGGAGACGUAAAGCCUUAUCUACCUGUGGCUCCCACAUUACUGUAGUGGUACUCUUCUUUGUACCCUGUAUUUUUAUGUAUGUUAGACCUCCUUGUACCCUACCCAUUGAUAAAUCCUUGACUGUGUUUUAUACCGUUGUCACUCCUAUGUUAAACCCCCUCAUCUAUACUCUGAGAAAUGGAGAGAUGAAAAAUGCUAUGAAAAAGGUCUGGACCAAAAAAAGAAAAUGA
Molecule: messenger RNA, 918 nt
Organism: Condylura cristata (star-nosed mole)
Lineage: Eukaryota; Metazoa; Chordata; Mammalia; Eulipotyphla; Talpidae
Product: olfactory receptor 4A15-like
Exons: 1
Coding region: 1-918 (305 amino acids)
Biological process (GO): G protein-coupled receptor signaling pathway
Cellular component (GO): membrane
Molecular function (GO): olfactory receptor activity; G protein-coupled receptor activity
Source: RefSeq, a predicted model, not a curated record